UGCCUCCUUCCGUCCGUGCGUCUCCGCGGAGGCUUUUUUUUUUUUCCCCCACCCCUGGGCACGGUCGCUCCCGCCAUGGCGGAGAUGGCAGAGCUCUGCGAGCUGUACGAGGAGAGCAACGAGCUGCAGAUGGACGUGCUGCCCGGCGAGGGCGACGCGGAGGUAGGCCGCGGGGCGCGGGGAGCGGAGGAGGGCCCCAUGGAGGAGGAGGAGGAGGAGCCGCCGGCCGCCGCCCGCGCCCCGCGCGGCCCGCUCGCCGACCCGGAGGGCGACGACUCGGACGGCUGGGAGGACGACUACGCGUUCCCGGAGGAGGAGCGCUGGAGCGGCGCGAUGCACCGGGUGUCCGCCGCGCUGGAGGAGGCCAACAAGGCGUUCCUGCGGACGGCGCGGCCCGGCGACGCCCUGGACCGAGGGUUCCGGGCGCGCGGCGACAAGAGCCCCUUCGACCAGCUCGCCUUCAUCGAGGAGCUGUUCUCGCUCAUGGUGGUCAAUCGGCUGACCGAGGAGCUCGGCUGUGACGAGAUCGUCGACCGGGAGUAAAGGCCGACCGAAAGAGGAGGAAGCUACCUGAGGGGGAGAGAGUCAGCCUUCUGCUAUUUGGGGGGUUCGUUCCAGAUAGUUCUGUGCGUAAAUAAAAAAUAAAAAUAAAAACGGUUGGUUUUUGUUUCUCGGAGUAGAAGACAGGACAGUGAGUGACCGUGCGUGGGGAAAGGAGGAUCGAGGAAGAAGUGUUAAACCUGGGAAUCGCGAGGAGAAAAGACCGAGUUGUUUCGGGUUUGGUUCAGCAGAAACCUCUGGCUCGAGACUGUGGUUGCUCGAGAUGAUUUUCCUUUUGUCGGAGAACUCUCUCGUGUUAAGCUUGUUAAGAUGGUUUUGCAGAAGUAAAUCAUGACUUCCAAUACAAGAAUCUAAUUAAAGAAGAGGGAAAACGCAUCCGCAAGAUAGCUUUGAUUGGAACUGUGAAAGCCUAGUGGAGAAAACGCUCCAAAUUCUGUUGUGUGUUUUAUGCAAAUCAGUUCUCAGAAGCUAAGCUUUGAAAUUUAAGAUCGAGUGCUCACCAACCCUAAAGGGUAAAGUAAACGCGUGUAUAAAUGUACACUGUUGUCAUGUGUUACAAAAGCUUCUGGAAUCCAGACUGCACAUGUACCUUCAUGCUUUAUACUGUGAUUUGUAAUUUGGAAAAAUCCAUUGUGAUGAUUUUUAAAGUAAAGAACAAACAGGAUGUCUUUUUAAAGUUUUAAAUUCAUGCAUUAAAGUGUAUGGGAAAUCCCAAAGACAAACUUUCUAAUACCCUUUUAUAUUAGGGACAUUUUGCUGUUUUUUGUUGUUUUUUUUUUUAUUAUUAUUAUUUUUAACCUUGACAGAUGGUAAUACUAUAACUGAACUUCAUAUUGUAAGAACUGUUUGUGAACAUUAUCAAGUAAGAGGAAACCCUGCCUGUAUCUAUAAAAGACUUAUGAGCUAUUAUGCUGUCAAACUGAAGGUUUUAAACCAUCCCAGAAGUCUACCUGGGUACCUGAUACUCAGAUUCUCUCUCUCUCUUUCUCCCCAUCUCCUCCCUCCCUCCUCCUAAUUAUGCUUGUUAGUCUUUAUGCACCAGCAUUGGCGAUAAUAAACUUUCUUGUUCCGUG
Messenger RNA from Psammomys obesus (fat sand rat), 1634 nucleotides. It is a transcript of the gene Eid1, whose product is annotated as EP300 interacting inhibitor of differentiation 1. Gene Ontology annotation, biological process: negative regulation of DNA-templated transcription. The record is from RefSeq and is a predicted model, not a curated record. Lineage: Eukaryota; Metazoa; Chordata; Mammalia; Rodentia; Muridae. The transcript has a single exon. Gene Ontology annotation, cellular component: nucleoplasm. Bases 76 to 543 code for a protein of 155 amino acids. Gene Ontology annotation, molecular function: transcription corepressor activity.